GUUGCCUCGUCACCCGUUGUUCCUCAUUCGGACCCAACGCUGCUAUUCACCAAUGCUGGGAUGAAUCAGUUCAAGUCGAUCUUCCUGGGAACAGUGGAUCCCAAUUCAGAUUUUGCAAAUCUUAAAAGUGCAGUCAAUUCUCAAAAGGUCAGUACUCUCUUACUACCAUGUUCCGCUAUACCUAAUAUAGUCUAUAGUGCAUUCGUGCAGGAGGAAAGCACAAUGUAAGUGCCAUGUCAAUAAUCAACGCCAAAAGACAGACGGUGGAAUGAAAGGAAAGUAGCCGGAGAAUUGACUGACUUGGGCGAUUGUAGGAUCUUGACGAUGUGGGAAAGGAUAGUUAUCAUCAUACCUUUUUUGAAAUGCUUGGGAAUUGGAGCUUUGGAGAUUAUUUCAAGGAAGAUGCGAUUCGCUAUUCUUGGGAAUUAUUAACCAAGAUCUAUGGCUUGGAUCCCCAGCGUCUCUAUGUUACCUAUUUCGAAGGGAACAAGGAGGGUGGCUUGGAACCAGAUCUCGAGGCAAAAGAUUUAUGGAGCGCCGUUGGCGUGCUAGAGGAUCAUAUCCUCCCCGGAAACAUGAAGGACAAUUUCUGGGAGAUGGGUGACCAAGGCCCGUGCGGUCCUUGCAGUGAGAUCCAUUAUGACCGGAUUGGCGGCCGUAAUGCUGCCCACUUGGUCAACCAAGACGACCCCAAUGUUCUGGAAAUAUGGAAUAAUGUCUUCAUCCAGUACAAUCGUGAAUCGGAUCGGUCAUUGCGGCCGUUGCCCAACAAGCAUGUUGAUACCGGGAUGGGAUUUGAAAGGUUGGUUUCGGUGUUGCAAGACAAGUCGUCAAACUACGAUACGGAUGUGUUUACCCCCAUAUUCCAGACAAUCCAAGAUGCCACUGGAGCUCGGGAAUACCGUGGCUGCUUUGGUAUUGAUGACUCCGAUGGUAUCGACACUGCCUAUCGUGUCAUUGCAGACCACGUUCGGACUCUGAUGUUCGCAAUCUCGGACGGUGCGGUCCCAAAUAACGAUGGUCGCGGCUACGUCAUUCGUCGUGUUUUGCGUAGGGGCGCUCGCUACGCCAGGAAGUACUUCGGGGUUGAGAUCGGUAAUUUCUUUUCCAGGAUUGUUCCUACAGUUGUGGCUCAACUGGGCGAUAUGUUCCCGGAGUUGAGAAAGAAGCAGCUCGACGUCAUGGAAAUCCUUGAUGAAGAAGAGAUGUCGUUUGCUAAAACUUUGGAUCGCGGCGAGCGACAAUUUGAACAUUAUGCUCAACAGGCAAAGAUUAAGGGAAACGAUAAACUCCACGGCGCUGAUGUUUGGAGACUCUAUGACACGUUCGGUUUCCCAGUUGACCUUACUCGCAUAAUGGCAGAAGAACGGGGCUUGCAGAUCGACGACCAUGAAUUUGAGGAUGCGCGCUUACGGGCCAAGGAGGCAAGCAAAGGCCAGAAGAAGACUGCUGUGGAAACGGUUAAGUUGGACGUUCACGAUUUGGGCAAGCUGGAAACCAUGAAUGCCGUUCCCAAAACAGAUGACAGUGCCAAAUUUGGGAAGGGCAACAUCACCGCCCAGGUAAAGGCUAUUUACCAGGGCAAAAUGUUCCAUUCGUCUACGGACGACGUACCGGACGGCGAACAGCUUGGAAUUAUUCUUGAUCAGACAAAUUUCUAUGCUGAGCAGGGUGGGCAAGAGAAUGACACGGGUAGGAUCGUUAUCGAUGGGCAAGCUGAGCUUGAAGUUGGUGAUGUCCAGCUUUAUGCUGGGUAUGUCCUUCAUACUGGGUUCAUGAAAUACGGUUCUUUCUCUGUGGGAGAUAGUGUCAUCUGCGAAUACGACGAACUACGUCGGUGGCCUAUUAGGAACAACCACACAGGGACGCAUAUACUCAACUUUGCACUCAAGACAGUCCUAGGGGACAGUGUGGAACAAAAAGGAUCUCUCGUUGCAGCUGAAAAGCUCAGGUUCGAUUUUUCCCAUAAGUCAGCCAUCUCCGACAAAGACUUGGCCAGAAUAGAGGAAAUAUCAACGGAAUACAUUCGCCAGAACUGCGCUGUCUAUUCGCAAGAACUUCCUCUUGCAACAGCUCGAGAAAUAUCGGGAGUCCGAGCUGUUUUUGGAGAGACAUAUCCAGACCCAGUUCGCGUCGUCUCCGUCGGUGUGGAGUUGAGUGAAAUACUGCAAAAUGUGAAGGACCCUCGUUGGAAGGAGGUCAGCAUUGAGUUUUGUGGUGGCACCCAUGUGCAGAAGACAGGGGACAUCAAGGAUCUCAUCAUAUUGGAAGAGGGCGGUAUUGCGAAGGGCAUCCGAAGAAUUAUUGCUGUUACUGGAGAAGAAGCUCACGAAGUGCAGCGUUUGGCAGCCGAGUUUCAGAAACGACUCGAUCGUUUAGAAGCAAUGCCUUUAACCCCAGAAAAAGAAAAGGAAGCAAAGCAGAUCCAAGCCGAACUCAACCAGCUUUCAAUCUCUGCUGUUCAAAAAUCCAAUUUCCGGGAACGUUUCGCGCGUAUCAAUAAGGAAGUUAUCGACGGCCAGAAGGCACAACAAAAGCUUGAAACGAAAGUUGCCCUUGAGACUAUUACCAACUAUUUCCAAGCCCCGGAGAAUCAAGACAGGCCUUGGCUUGUUACUAGGCUCCCAAUUUCUGCAAACUCGAAAGCAAUUAGUGAAUCGUUGAAUUAUGUGAAAUCUAAGUUGCCAGAGAAGUCGGUAUAUCUUUUGGCUGCAAGUUCCGAGCAGGGCCGUGUUGCCCACGGCUGCUAUGUCUCCAAGACAUCAAGCGAACAAGGUGCUUCCGCCAGCCAAUGGUCAGCUAUUGUUUCGGGUGCAGUCGGAGGAAAGGCCGGGGGGAAGGGGCUCACUUCAGUUGGCAAUGGGGUAAACCCUGACAAAGUUGACGAAGCUGUCAACCUGGCUUCCGAAUACCUCUCCAGAUUCAAACUGUAGGUUGUUUCUUAUCUUGAGACUGAUCUUUCCCGUUUUAUAAUAUCUAGUUCUUAGUGAUAGUGGGGUUUACAACAGCUUAGAUGCCAUUUAUCCGUAUUAAAAGUUCAUGCCAC
Molecule: messenger RNA, 3046 nt
Organism: Aspergillus sclerotioniger CBS 115572
Lineage: Eukaryota; Fungi; Ascomycota; Eurotiomycetes; Eurotiales; Aspergillaceae
Product: alanine--tRNA ligase
Exons: 3
Coding region: 363-2933 (856 amino acids)
Biological process (GO): tRNA modification; alanyl-tRNA aminoacylation
Cellular component (GO): cytoplasm; mitochondrion
Molecular function (GO): amino acid binding; alanine-tRNA ligase activity; nucleic acid binding
Source: RefSeq, a predicted model, not a curated record